AUGGCUCCAGGCUGUCCAGGGCCGCCUUCACGUCCGUCAAAAGCCCCGCAGGCUGCUCCUUCUAUCGACUUCGCGCCUGUCUCUUCGCAGCCAUCGUCUCGUCCUGCCCACGCCGUAGGUCCCUCACUUCCGCGACUUUUGCCCUCUGAUCCAGGCGCUCGGGCGCCAGCAUCUCCGCAAAAUCUUCAUCGGCUGGAGGCCUUCCAAAGGGGGACGUCUCCAGCGCCUGCCGAGCUGCGCGAGAUCUCCUCUCCAGACGCAAAAACGCCUCCUGCCUCCCGACAGAUAUUCCACCAAAACGCCCCCUCACAACGUGCAUCGUCUCCUCGCUGUCGCGAUUCUCCGUCCCGGCAUUCUCCCUCCAAGAGUUACUGCGCAGGGGGGCUUCGAGCCUCCCCGCCCGUCGGGUCUGCCGUCGCCUGUGUCUCUUCGACGUCGCGCUUUAUUGCUCCUCACAACUCGUUCCCUGUCGCUCUGCAUGCGUCUAGCCCAGGGCAGCACCGUCCUGCCCAUGGGGGAUCUUCUCCCCCGUCGGAGCUCCCGGGCGAGUCUCCGACCGCGGCUCGGGGCCUGUAUGGAAACCAGCGGAGCGUCGCAGGCCUUGCGGGCGCCCCACCUGCGGAACUCGGGAGGAGCUGUCUCUCUGGGACACAAACUGAUGCGGUGAGACCGAGGACUUCUGGGUCUCCCAGAUCUUUGCCAGACGUCUCGCGGCCGUCCUCUCAGGCGAAAACACUGGGAGUUCUGCCUAGGGGCGAGGCUUCUUGUUCUCGCAGUAUUCUCCAGGAACAAGGAAGACGAAUGGUUCAGUUUGGCGCGGCACUGCGUGCGUCGCCUUUUCUGUGCACUACUGGGUCUGCUGGAACGGGGCGUGAGAAGGCGGAUUCGCAGAACGUAUCUUCUCUCAGCCCUCUGCCUCCCUCUGAUAUCGCUGCUUCUCGCCUCUCGACCUGUCUCCGAACAGCAUCCCCGAUGGAGACAGCCUGUGGGCUGCAGGUACAACCAGAGGGGAUAGAGACAGAAGCUGAAGGCGGAGAUCGCGCGCUGCACCCGAAAAGUCCUGAUCGGCGACGCCCUGGGUCGGAGCUUUGCUCAGAGUCGCGCGACCGCGACAAAUCUCUGCAAGGCUACAGUCAGGGCGAGACUUCGCCUGUAGCUCGAGUGGAAAAUGAAGGAAGCAUCGUCGCCCAGACCCUAAGAAAUGCGUCGCUCUUUGGCGCGUACUCCCACCGAUCGUACUACUACGACAUGGGGGCGCUCUCGAUGCGGCACUCAUCGUCUCCUCCACGCCGUCACGAGUCUCCGGGGACUGUCUCUUCGCCCGCCAGGAGGCCUUCGGUCUCUUCGACGGGAACCUUGUGUUCUGCUCGCCCAACACGCACAUCGCCAGCUGCGGUUCUGGCCGAGUCCGUGCGGCGACUGCCUCCAAUCGCGGGUCGCAAACCCUCUAAUUCUCAGCCGUCUCUUCCGCCGCGCGCUUCUCGCCUGGGUCCCUCACCGCAAGGCCGAGGCCCGCCGCGAGGCGCGGUGUACCCGAAGCAGAGACAGUCGAGCCCGAAGCAGAGACAGUCGGGCCCGAAGCAGAGACAGUCGGGCCCGAAGCAGAGACAGUCGGACCCGAAGCCGCCGCUGCGUGCCGGCGGAGGGGUCGGCAGCUCAGCGGCGAAGGCCGAAGAAGGCGAGGGGUCGGGAGUCCCCACGAAGCGCGCGGGGCCUCUAGGCCCGCCGCAGUGUCAGAAGGCCCCCCAAAAGGUCGAACUCCCCUCGUACCUCCCGACUCUGUGUUCGAUCUACCUGGAGGGGAACUCAGACAGCGCGCGCGCGGCUGUGACCACCAGCCGGCUUCUGGAAGAGGCGGGUGACGCGUCACAGGGGUCGGCGCUCGGGUCUGGACAGGAACAUUUGACAGCGACGACCGCGACGGAGCUGUCGACGGGCGGGGCGUCCGUGGUCCCCGAUCUCUUGUACCGCGCGGAGGCCGUCUUGGGCGCGGAGUGUCAGGCCGAGACGCAGCGCGUAGGACAGAGUGAGGAGGCGCUCAGGCGCGUGGUGACUGGCGAGGAUGCGAUCGCUUUCUUCGCGCGGUACGGCGCGACAACGAGCACGAAGUUCCUUUACUGCAACCGGCGAAAGAGCGACGCAGAAGACCAGUACAGUCUCCUCGUGGUUCCUGAGAAGGAGGCGGAGCCCGAACACUUCACGAUUUCCUCGACAGGCAUCGUCCACAUUUGCCCUGGCCGCCCCUCGGAGUUCAUGACGCUCUCCGACUUCUCGCACCAGGCCUUUGCGUUUUCAGUGCUGCGCUCCAUGCUCUUCUUCAGGACGUUCUUGCCGCGAAAACUGCUUUCCCUCUGGAGAGACAGCGUCCGGAGACUCCUUUACCGCCGCCAGAGAGCGCGCCUCGGGCGCCGGCUCUUCCUCGCGAAACCUGGAUUUGCGGACCACUUGCUGGAGAUUCUCGGCAUCCUGGCGGAACUCAGAAACGUGCCUCUGAUUCAGGUCCCGGGUCCAGGUGCGCUGUUUGACCUGGCGGCUUUCACAGCGCUUCAGACAGCGACGCGUUCGGACGUGAAGACGGGGGCGGUGCGGGCGUUUGAAGCGAAGCAGCAGCGUGUGCAUCAGACGCUGCAGAAGUUGAUGGCGCGACUUCACGAAGCGACGCUGCUGCCUGAGGAAGAUCCUCUCGAGCGGCCUUCAGUGAAUCGGAGCAAAAGCAUGGUUCAGGAGAGCGAGGAGGCUCGGGAGCGCGCGCGCCUCCUACGAAUGGCCUUCGCAGACGAGGCGUUGUUUGGGGACUUUGUGAAACUCGUGGACUCGGUCUUGGCGGUGCGGCUGGUGGACGCGGUGACCACCGCAGUGCUGCAUCUCCGAGAGCGUUUGCAAGAGGAAAGCACAUGCAGCAAGUGGUUCCGAGUCCAAGUCGAGUUCGGCGACACGCGCGUCGAGUUCGCACCGAACCUCGAGCAGUUUCAGGGAGCGCUUCGCGAACUCUGGGAUGGCACGGUGGGCGUCGCGGCGGGAGUUCCGUUUUUCGCGGCGAGUCGGCUUUACGAGGACUUUGUCGCGCUUCGCGGUCGCCACUCGGUCGAGCAGCUCCUGCAGACUUGCUCGGCGUUUCUGACGACCCGCGACGACGUCGAGCGACGCCUCGCGCGCGACUUUGACCGCGCGCGCCGCUACGCAGACUCGUACUUUGCGAUCUACCGGGAGAUCUACGACUACGGCCGCGAGUGGAACGAGGCUGCAGUCUGCGCCUCGCUGCGGUCGCACGACGAACUGAGCAACGAACUGGAGACGAUUCGCGACUUCCAAGGCCGGCUCGAGAAACUGAAUCCGACACAUGUCGUCGGACUCUUCUCCAUCCAGGCGCACGACCUGAAAGCCGCGCUGAGCCCACCGACGGAGAACGCCCUGGCGGCGCUCAAGCGGCUGCUGCUUCAGCGGACGCGCGAGCACUUGCGCGACACAGUCGCGCGGUACGGGCGGACGAACGCAGCGCUCGACGCGCGGCCCACGAAGCUCCUUCCCUUUGCCGAGUUCGUCAAAACCUACAAAUGGACUCGAAGCCAGAUCGAGGAGCUGGACCACGCUCAGGCGACGGCAGAAGACAUGUUUCAGCUCCUCAAGCAGUACGAGGUGCGUGUCGCGGUGGAGGACUCGAUCCUGCUGGAGAGCUUGAACAAGGCCGCGGCGCUGUUCGAAAAAGAGAAGCUCUUGGGAGCUGCAGAGCACAUUCGCAAACACCUGGAUGCGAUGCUCGCGGAGUUGAAGCAGGAGAGCGCGCAAGUCGAGCAGGAGACUCAGGCGAUAUCGCGAGCGCUGUCCGAAGAGCAGUUCCAGAACGUGAAGCUGAUGGAUUCGGCGCUCGCCGUGCUCGAGGCGCUCCAUUCGUACGACCGUCAGAUUUGCGACCUCGACGCGAAGGCCUCGACUCUGCAGCAGACGCAGAAGCUGCUGAGUCCCGAUGGCGCGUUCGUCUUCAGACACACGGAGGCGGCUAAGCGCCUCGUGCGGCCGAAGCUGAAGCUGUGGACCAGUGUGUAUGAGUUGCAGGCCGCGACGGCAGAGUGGACAGCGACGCCCGUAUCGGAGUUGAACGGCGAGGAACUCCAGAGCCGCGUCAAAGCCUUCGCAACCGCUCUUCAGUUCCGCGAGGCGGAACUUCCCUCAGACCCCGUCGUCGAGGCUUUGAGAGAUCGCGUGGAGGCGUGGAUCGCGCGGCUGCCGACUGUCCUGGACCUGAACAAUCCGGCGCUGAAGCCGAGGCACUGGACGCAGAUCUUCCGCGCGCUAAGCCUCCAAAGCGAAUCCCCGGCGCCCCUCCCGCUCGGCCAGCUCGAAGCCGCUGGCGUUUUUUCACACGCCGAGUUGAUCGCAGAGGUCGCGUCUCGAGCCUCCGCAGAGGGCGCGCUGGAGGCGACGCUCGAGCGCAUUCGCGAGACGCUCGAAGAGACGAACUUCGCGACCAAGCCGCUCGUGGACAAUCCGGACUGCUUUCUCCUGGACGACUUGAGCGAGGUGACCGCACAACUCGAAGAACACGGCGCCGCGCUUCAGUCGAUGCUCUUCUCACCCUUCGUGACGGACCUGCGCGCGCAGGUCGAGGCCUGGAAGGCGAAGGUCGACCUCACCGGCGAGGUCCUCAGAGAGAUGGUGACCUUCCAGCGAGCGUGGGUGACGUUCGAGGGGGUCUUUGCGAGUGGCGAGAUGGAGCAGUGGCUUCCCAGGGAAGCGGCGGCCUUCAGGCAAAUGAACGAGUUCUGGGCAGACACCAUGCGCCGCGUGCGGACCGAGUCCGCGAACGUCGUAGCCACCACCGCGCGCCCCGGAUUCGCGGAAGCUCUCAAACAGUUCAACUUUGUUGUUGGGCGCGUCCAACAGAGUCUCGCAGCCUACCUCGAGACGAAACGCGAGGCGUUCCCGCGCUUUUACUUCUUGUCUGAUGAGGAAGUCUUGAAAGCGCUCGCGGCGAGGUCCCUAGAGAGGCUGCAGGGCCUUCUGCCCAAGUGUUUCGACGGUGUCCAGCGAGUCGUCUUCACCGCUGCCACAGGGACCAUGCCGACAUAUGCUUUCCAGUCGACAUCUUCGCUUUCUUCCUUCCAGAGAACUUCUUCCGCCUCGCUCUUCUUCAGGACCCAAUCGCGGCGGAACUCUGUCUUCCCCUGGCGCGACCACACCCCACACGCCCCCCCCCAGAGGCCCACACAGGCCCUGAGCAGCGACGACCUGGUGACGCCCGAAGGAGACAGUGGGGACGCUGGAGACACCCGCGGCAACGGCGCCAGCGGAGACACCGGUCCGUCAGUCGUCGCGAGCGGGAUGAUAUCCGCGGACGGAGAGUUCCUGCAAUUCUGCGAGUUUGUGAAACCCUCAGAAGUUCCUGAAGUGUGUUUUUCGCAAGUGGAGCAAUGCAUGCAGUUUGCCCUCUACUCGCGGCUGCAGGAGGCCUGGCGGAGCUACCCCGCAGGUCUUCUCGCGCCCUCUUCGUCCCUGGCGACUGGGUUGGAGACACGCCCUGAGAGAGACAGUGUGGGGGGCGUCGAGGCGAGGAGGGCAAGUGCGUGGGGAAACGCGAAUUUGGCGAAACAUUACUUAUCUUGGUUGAGGGAGCAUCCCUCCCAAUGUCUCGCGCUGGCCGAUGCACUCGUCUUCACGGCGCAAGUCGAAAGAGCUCUCGACAGAGGCAGACGCGACGAAGUCGGCGAAGGCGAACGGAUCGCGAGAGGAGGCGCUGAAGACUCUGAGGAAAGCGACGAGAAAAACAGAGAAAGAAGAACCAGCCAAACACCAAACAAAGGUGCGACAAGACGACCGGAGACACUCGCUGCAUGCAGAGCGACAGUCGAAGAUAACAUUGCCAGGCUCGUAGCGUUUCAGCGCCGUAAAGAUUUCCCGCUGAAGAAAGCGCAUGCAGAGGCGCUCGUUGUGCAGUGCGUCCAUCGGAGAGACGUAGUCGCGAGUUUGGAGGCUGCCAGGUGCCCUUCGUCUUCCGCGUUCGAAUGGCAGAAACAUCUGCGGUAUUACUGGAGUGAAGAAGUCGCAGACUGCUUCGUUCUUCAGCAUGACAUGACCUUUCAAUAUGCGUAUGAACUGUCGGAGAGCCCGCGUCGCCUGGUUAUUACGCCUCUGACAGAAAAAUGUUUUUUGACCCUGACGGGAGCCUUGCGCCUGUCGUACGGCGGUGCCCUCAGUGGGCCUGCAGGGACCGGUAAAACGGAGACGGUUAAAGACCUCGCGAAAGCCGUGGGUGUCGCUUGUGUAGUCUUCAACUGUUCCGCGGACUUUGACUGCAACUUGACGGCGCGGCUGUUCAGCGGCCUCGCGCAGACGGGCGCUUGGUCUUGCUUGGACGAAUUCAACAGAAUGGACGUGGAGGUCCUGUCUGUCGUGGCUCAGCAAAUGCGUAGUGUACAGACAGCCGCGCACGCAGGCCUCGAAGAAUUCGAGUUCGAGGGCAGAGAGAUUCGCCUGAACAAACGGUUCGCAGUUUUCGCUUCGAUGAAUCCAGACUACUCAGGACGUUCAGACCUUCCCGAAAACCUGAAAUCGCUUUUCCGCCCCGUGGCGAUGGUGGCGCCCGACCUCGCGCGAAUUGCAGAAGUAACUCUGUUUGCCAGUGGCUUCCGAACCGCCGAAAGUCUGGCGAAAAAGCUUGUGACCGUGUUCGAGGCAGCGGCGACGCAGCUGAGCCAGCAGCCUCACUACGACUUCGACAUGCGGACAGUGAAGUCGGUCCUCGCGCGCGCAGCGUCUCUGAAGGAGAAGAGCUGGAAUUCAUCAGACGAGGAGUUUCUUCUGCUCACGGCUUUGAAAGCAGCGACUCUCCCCAGACUCGUGGAGGCAGAUGAAACACCGUUUUUAGGUCUUCUCGCAGACGCGUUUCCAGACAGUUCAGUCGCAUCUGCGCAGUCUCUCCAACUGAAGAAGGCGAUUGAAGCGGAAAUGCGAAAAAGAGACAUGCUUGUCACAGAGAAAAUGGUGGCGAAAGCCAUGCAACUGCACGAGACGCAAAACGCGCGAACUGGCGUCAUGCUGGUGGGGGCUCCUGGGACAGGGAAGACUUCAUGUAUUUCUGUGUUGGCGGCGGCGACGACGGAGGCGCAAGAGAGCGAGAGACAGAGGCUCUCCACUGGCAAGGGCUGUGCACCCACGCGCAUUGUCAGAAUCAGUCCAAAGGCUCUGGAUCUCGCUGCUCUCUUCGGAGAAGCAAACGAGGCGACGAACGAAUGGGCAGACGGACUGAUCGGACUCGAAGUCCGGAGAGCGGCGCAAGAGCCUGGGCGCAAGUGGCUUGUCUUCGACGGCCCAGUCGAUGCCUCGUGGGCAGAAAAUCUGAACUCCGCGCUCGACGACAACCAAGUCCUUUGUCUCGCCAGUGGAGAGAGGACAAAGAUCUCCCCCGCCCUCACUUUCAUGUUCGAAACCGAUAGUGCAGCCAGCGCCUCUCCCGCGACGAUCAGUCGCUGCGGCAUCGUUUUCUUCGAAAACAAAGAGAGGAGAGAAGUCGAGGCUGUCGUCCAUUCGUGGGCGCAACAUCUUGAGAGGAAGUUCCCACAGGCGAGCAACUUGCGUCGCUGGACUCUCGAAAUUUGCAGAGAGGCUCUCCCUUUCAUCGAAAAGGAGUGCACGGAGGCAGUGCCCUCUCUGGACGCCACGCUCGUCUCGACGGUGUGCAACUUGACGUCAGCUUGCCUGCUCGACGAACGCGUUUUCUCCGGCGAAGACGAACAGAGAGAAGCGCUUCUCGCGGCGAUGUUCUGGACGUCCGCAGUCGUUUGGGGUCUGGGCGGACACUUGGCGGAGGAAGGCCGCGCAAAACUCUCCCGCUUUCUCCUCCCGCGGCUGCGAGCCAAGUGCGCAGAAGUCGGAGAACUCGGCGAGAACGUCGACCUAUUUGCGGUGUACGUACACCCCGAGAGCCUCAGCUUCGCGCCCCUGAGCUCUCUCCUCACGCCCCGCCUCCCACCCACUCCUCGAUCGAUUUCAGGAAAAGACAACAGGAGCGAAGCCGCAAGAGAAGGAGAAGAAGGAGACGACGCGGGAGAAGAAACUUCGGAGCAGCGCGACGAGGAGGCGCGACGAAGGGGGCGCCCAACCAGGGAAGGUUUCAAAUGGGAGAUCUGCGGCCAGAGCCUCUACGAAAUUUUCAUUCCCACAGAACAAACAGUCGCGGAGAAGAUCUUCCUCGACCAAUUGUUUUCUGUGAACAAGAGCUGCUUUAUGUGUGGGGAAACCGGGGCGGGGAAGACGGCAAGCGUUUCCGCGUAUCUUCGCGAGUUGCCUCACGAGGUAGGAAGCACCACGCUGCGGCUGACAGGGAAAACGAGGUCGAGCGCUUUGCAGGCGCUGCUGCAGAGAAGCCUGGUGAGGAAUGGUCGCGCGUCGCUCGGUCCUCCGGCGGACCGGACGCAAGUCCUUCUUCUCCUCGACGACGUCAACAUGCCGUCCCCCGAUUUCUCUGGAGAGCAGAGGCCUCUCGAGUUUCUGAGAUACCUUCUCGACACCGGCAGAUUCUACGAUCCGGAGCCCCUCGCCUUCAAAUCUGUGCGCGACACAAACUUCCUCUUGGUCGCAGCGCCUCCUCACGGCGGAAGACCGAACGUCUCGAGAAGGCUGCUUCGGCAGAUGGCAACGCUGUGGCACUGCCGGUGGAAUUUCGAGUCCCUGGACGUCGUCUUUGGUUCCCUGCUUCGGGAGUGGAUGACGCAGGCGCUUCCGACUUUCGGCGACUUGCAGGAGAAGCUUGUAAAUCUCACUCUGCACUCGUUUCUGAAAAUUCCUUCCCUGCUUCUCCCAACCCCACACAGCCCCCACUACACCUGGGACCUACGCGACCUCGCUCAUGUGCUUCAAGGCUGCAUGCAGGCCACAAAAGAAACCGUCACCGAUGCGGCGACGCUGAUCAAGUUGUGGCACCACGAAGUGUGCCGUCGAUUCGAAGACUGCUUGAUCGGGGCUUCAGAUCGCCUUCGUCUCCAGGACUUUCUGUCGAGGCAAAUCGGUCGACACUUGAGUCUUUCUCCCACAGAUCCCUUAGACUCCAGUUCUGUUUUCACGGCGUUGUCGAGCGUCGGGAAGCUGCAGGCGCCCUACAGGCCCGUGGAUGGCGAAGGAUCGGAAAUCGAGGAAGCCUGCAUGCGAGCUCUGGCGGAGUAUCAGCUCACAACGCCUCUGUCGCCCCAUGCGAAGCCUCUGUCGCAUUUCGUCUUCUUUGCCGACGCCAGAAAGCACCUUCUAAGGCUCUGUCGAAUUCUCUCUCUACCUUGCGGCAACGCGCUUCUGCUCGGCGUCGACGGCUGCGGCCGACAGAGCUUAGCGCAUCUCGCCGCCCACAUCGCCGAGACGCCACUCUACUCGAUACGCGCGAGCAGUCGGUACAGUCCCGCAGACUUCCGAGAAGACCUGAAGCGCGUUCUCCGAAGCCUCGCAGCCGACGGAAAGCCGAUCGUCUUCUUGCUCGCAGACUCGCAGAUUCGCGACGAACAGUUUCUCGAAGACCUCGUCAGUCUCAUGGUCGCAGGCGAAGUUCCGGACUUGUUCGACUCAACGGAAGAAGAACAACUUCUGCAUGCGCUGCGCCGCCUCGGACCCGCUCCCGCCACGGCAGAGGCCGCCUGGGCGCCCCGGUCGCGCUUCGCUCAACUUGUGCGUGAGCGUUUCCACGUCGUCCUCGCCAUUUCGCCUGUCGGCCCUUCCCUCAGGUCCCGCUGCCGUCAGUUCCCUGGACUCCGAAGCUGCACCACUAUCGACUACUUCGAUGCAUGGCCAAGGGAGGCUUUGCUCUGCGUCGCCAGACAUUUCUGUAGCGCGCAGCCGGACCUCAUUGCCCCCGACAAUAUCUCCACACUUAGCGCAGUCUCUGCCGAUUUCCACGCCUACGCGGUGGCGGCACAGGCGGCGUUUUACGAGGAGACAGGACGUCGGGUGUACACGACAGGAAGCAGCUUCGUGGACUUUCUGCAAUGCUAUCUUCACCUUCUGGAUACUGAGAGGGCCGCCAUUCAGGAGAGAACGCGCCACUACCGCAGAGGCAUCUCCCGCCUGGAAGCGACGACGAAGCUGGUUGAGCAGCUGAGGGUGGAUCUGCUCAAGUCUCAACCUGUCCUGGAGAAAUCGACUCGUGAUACUCAGCAGUUGAUGGCUUCCCUUGAGCGCGACCGCCAGCGAGCAGACGAAGCGGAACGCGUAUGCGCCGCAGAGAGGCUCGCGGCGGCUGCGGCGCGGCGUGAGGCACAGGGCAUCAAAAGCGACUGCGAAGCCGAGAUAAGUCGCGUGCUGCCGGAGCUCGGUGCUGCGCUGAAGGCCUUGGACGCUCUUGACAAGAAAGACAUUCAGGAGCUAAAGUCGUUCCCGAAUCCGCCUGCGUUGGUUGAGACAGUGCUUCAGGCGGUCUGUCUGCUGAAGGGUCGAAAGCCUACUUGGGAGGAAGCGAAGAAACUCUUGAACGACACAACGCUGCUGCAGCAACUUCGCGAGUAUGACCGCGACCAUGUGCCGCCUCGGCUUCUCGCGCAGCUCCAGAAGUUCACCAAAUUGGAAAACUUCACCCCAGAAGAAGUGAAACAGGUUUCCAAGGCCGCCACCUCGCUCUGCAUGUGGGUGUGUGCAAUCGAGCGAUACGCCGUGGUCACGCGUGAGAUGGAGCCCAAGAAAGAGCGGCUUGCUGUCGCCGAGGCCGCGCUCGCAGCCGCUGAAGAGACUCUUGCGGCGAAGCAGGCCGUCUUGCGGGAAGCGCAAGAAGGAAUUCACCAGCUCGAGAAGCGAAUCCUCGACUCCAAAGCGCAUGCAGAGAAACUGCAGACGCAAAUCACCGACACACAAGUCCGACUCGCAAGAGCAGAAAGGCUCAUUUGCGCUGUCUCCACAGAGGCCGCGCGCUGGGCUGAAGAAGCACGCCUUCUCGACCAACGGUCUGAAACGCACUCUGGAGACAUGCUUCUCUCCGCAGGGAUGCUGUCGUACGCCGGCCCGCUUACGGGUGCGUGCCGCAAGAGUUUGCUGGAUCAGUGGAUAGGCAAGUGUGCCGAGGCGCUGAAAGUGUCUGCUCCUUUCUCUCUUCUCCACGCUCUCUCGAGUCCAGAGGAAGAGAGAGAAUUCGUUCUCCAAGGACUACCGGGGGAUCGCCUGAGUCUCGAAAAUGCAGUCCUUGCAACGCGCUCUGCCCGCCGCCAUCGGUGGCCUCUCCUCGUCGACCCUCAGGGGCAGGCGAGAAAGUGGCUUCGCAACACAUACUCUCUCUGGUCGUGCUCUCCUUCUUCUUCUCCUUCUUCUUCUCCUUCUUCUUCUCUUUCUUCUUCUUCUCUUUCUUCUUCUGCCUCUUCAGGUGGAUUUGGGCCGUGGGGUAGAGCAAGGCAUGCGCUGGGUUUGAGACGAGAGAGGGGGAGACAGGGGGACGCAGGAGCAACGCUUGCGGGCACCGAGAGCUCCUCGAGAGACGCCGAGCGAUUCUCUACGAAUCCGAGACCGUUCUCGCCUCCAGCUUCUUCAGACAGAGGAGGAAAAGAGCAGAUGGCCCAGCCGACCGCCAGAGGGGCAAGGGAAACCGGAGCGCAUUUCCUUGGAGAAGGCGAGGAAAACAGCAAAGGAUUCGACCUCAUGUUGAGAUCUGAUUCGCCGUCCUUCCUGGAUGGUCUCGCAAAUGCCGUCAACAUGGGAGCUCGUAUUCUCGUCGAACUUGCAGAUGACUUCCUCGACCCUGCAGUCGGCCCUUUCCUCGCCCAACCUGUUUCCUCCGCGCCUCUCACGCUUGCAGGGGGGUCAAAGGUCGCGUGGAACCCCCACUUUCGUCUUGUGUUUGUGACGCCGCACGCAACGCCUUCGUUUGGGCCUGCAGUCUAUGCGCGGGUGACAGUUAUCAACUUCGCCAUAACGCCUGCAGGCCUGGAGGAGCAGUUGCUGAUCGAAGCUGUGAAGCAAGAGAAUCCCGAGCUCGAGGAGCAGCGAGACGCCCUUGUCGUCGCAAUCGCAGAAGACACGCGGCGAAAGCAUAAAAUUGAAGAAGACAUUCUGACGCUUCUUGCCGGGGUGACAGGAGACAUUUUGGUGGACGAUCGACUGGUUGAUGUGCUGGCGGCCUCGAAACGCAUGUCGGACGACCUUCGAAAAAGACUGCAGGUUGCCGAGGAAACGACGCUGACACUCGACAGAGCAAGAGACCUCUUUCGAGGGGUUGCAGCGCGCGGAGCUCUUCUGUAUUUUGUGGUUGCUGCUCUGAGUCGCCUCAACGCGGUGUACAGACAGUCGCUGAACGCCUUCCUCAGAGUUUUUAGACACGUUCUAGAAGAGACGCAGGGAGAGAAGGGCAAUGUCGCGCAGCGCGUGACCGUGCUUCAGCGAGAACUGACUCUCCAAGUGUAUCGCAGAACGUGCCAUGGUUUAUUCGAGCGACACAAGUUCUGUUUCGCUUUUCUCCUCGCACUCGCCAUCGACAAACGCGGAGGCGUCGCUUCGAAAGAGGCAUAUGAUUUUCUUGUUCGCGGAUGCCCGGCGAGUGACGAUCUACAUGCGCGCGUGAAGGACGUCGCUCGUGAUCGUCGUGCAAGUUGGCUAACAGAGCAGAAGUUACAGCAACUCGUUUUCCUCGACAGCCUCGGAGGGAGCUUCGCAGGUCUGCUGCAUGCCGUGCUCGCCACUCCGGAAGCCUGGCAGCGCUUCGUCGACUCGGAUUUCGACUUCUCUUCUUCUCUCCCCGACGGGUUCGAAGAGACGCUCACUCCCUUCCAGGCCUUGCUGCUCACGAAAGCGCUUAGACCAGAGGAACUCGUGCUUGCAGCUCGGAAGUAUGUGGCCAGUCAGCUGGGAGCGGAGUUCAUCGAGCCUCCGCCGCGCUCGCUCAGCGAGGUGUAUCGCGAUUCGAGCGCGUGCACACCGAUAUUGUUUCUUCUUUCGUCUGGUGUCGACCCGACGGAGGAAAUCAAUCGCCUCGCAGACGAACUCGGCGCAGGUCGCGAAGACGUUCACUUCGUUUCCCUCGGCCAAGGUCAAGGCGCCAGAGCCGCUGCCCUCGUAGACGCAGCCAGAGAAACGGGCGAGUGGGUCUGUCUCCAAAACUGCCACCUCGCCCCCUCGUUCAUGCCGACCCUUCAGAGACUCCACGAAGAACUUUGUGCAGGUUCUGUCCACCAAAACUUCCGGCUCUUUCUCACCUCGAUGCCUUGCCAAACAUUCCCGCUGUCGCUGCUUGAAUCGACUAUCAAAAUUACCAGCGAACCGCCAGCCGGCAUCAAGGCGAAUCUUCUGCGCAUCUACGCCGAGCGAGAAGACAGCGAAGAUCCGGAGUUGAGGCAACUGGAACAACGAAGAGAUUUCCAGAGACUCUUUUUCGGCCUGGCGCUCUUCCACGCCGUCGCACUCGAGAGAAGGAAGUUCGGGGCGAUCGGGUGGAACAACGUCUACGACUGGACGCCAUGGGACUGCAUCAUCUCUCAAGUUCAGCUCAUGGGGUCCAUCGCGGAGGUUCCACGAAACCAGACCGGUUUCUCCUUUGACGCGCUGACCUUCUCGACGGCUGCCCUCAACUACGGCGGGAGGGUGACAGACGCGAUGGACCUGCGAGCAGUCGACGCGCUCUUCAGAAGUUUCGUCUCGACCCACACUCUCGAACAAGACUUUCUUCCUUCGCAAACGCCGCUCUACCGUCUGCCAGAUGCCACGAGCUUUGAGGCCUGCCGCCAGGCCAUCGGUCGCUUGCCGCUACAAGACCCGCCAGAAGCCUUUGGCCUCCAUCGCAACGCCAGUCUAAUGCUGAAAGAGCGCGAGGCCCGAGAGCUGCUCUCCUGGAUGUUAUCGAGUAGCCAGUUGAGGUCUUCGGACAGUUCCCGAACGCGGCACAUCUCCGACUCUUCCGCAGUGAAACUCGUGGGCGAUCUGCUAAGUCGCCUUCCGCCUCUCCUCGAUCGACACCAGGCGCAUGCGUCGACUUUUGAGGCAAGCAGAAACAGUGCUACAAAGGCGCCCGAGUUGUCUCCCUUGUCUGUUUUUUUCUCGCACGAAGUCGCCAACUUCAACGCGCUCCUCCACCUCGUUCGGGUCUCGCUACUCGAGGUGCAGCAGGCACUGGCUGGAAACACGCUGAUGUCCGCCGCUGUUGAAGAAACGCAUGACGCGUUGCUUGAGCAACGUGUGCCUCGAGCGUGGACUGCAGCUUCGUACGCCUCAGUGAAGCCCCUCGCAGCCUGGAUCACGGACUUAGCGCAGAGAGUGGAGCACAUCCGAGAGUGGAUUACUCGUGGACCCCCCAAGUCGUUUUGGCUGCCCGCGUACUUCCGUCCAGACGCUCUGCUUGCCGCUGCUAUUCAGACACACGCGAGAAAGCACAAAAUCCCGCUAGACUCGCUCACACUCAAGGCCACCGUGACGAAGGUGAAAACCCCCGAUCAGCUCGGUGCUUCUCCGCCACGAGGCAUUUACAUUCAUGGACUUUUUCUGCAGGGCGCUGGAUGGAACGCCUCAAGUCAAAGGUUGUGUGAGUCAGAACUAGGUGCUUGGUUCGUUCCGAUGCCGGUCAUUCUGCUUGAGCCCACCGGAAACCUGGAAGACCGACGCAACAAGCAAGAGCAUGUCGUUUAUUCAUGUCCUCUUUACAAAACUCCCGAACGCAAGGGAGUGGGCAAUUAUGUCCACUCUCUUGACUUGCCGACAGACCUUCCGCCCGUGCACUGGAUUCUCCGAGGAGUUGCUCUCUUGUGCCAAAACGAAAACAUUUAA
Toxoplasma gondii ME49 is the source of this 14706-nucleotide messenger RNA. Its product is annotated as ATPase family associated with various cellular activities (AAA) domain-containing protein. Gene Ontology annotation, cellular component: dynein complex. Lineage: Eukaryota; Apicomplexa; Conoidasida; Eucoccidiorida; Sarcocystidae. Gene Ontology annotation, biological process: microtubule-based movement. The record is from RefSeq and is a predicted model, not a curated record. Gene Ontology annotation, molecular function: dynein light intermediate chain binding; dynein intermediate chain binding; ATP hydrolysis activity. The coding region runs from base 1 to 14706 and encodes 4901 amino acids. The transcript has 41 exons.